AGUGUCACAGGCACUUAGCUACUAAAGUUGAAACGACAUUUGAAAUUCCCGUUGAAACUCGUGAACGAAAAACCGUCGUUGUUGGUGGUAACUUCCGCUCGCAACAUGUCGUUUUGCUCGUGGGACGCAAGCGAGAAAUAUAGAAACCACUUUGAAGCCGGAAUCUAUGUUUGUCCCAAGUGUGGUCACAAGCUCUUCAGUGCUAAGGCAAAAUACAAGCACAACACACCUUGGCCAGCAUUUACGGAGACAAUCAGCGUAGACAGUGUGUCAAAGAGGGAUGAAACUGAAACUAUGACAAGCAGUAGUGCCAAAGCUCUUAAGGUUAGCUGUGGUAAAUGUGGCAAUGGUCUAGGACAUGAAUUCUUAAAAGAUGGUCCUGAUGGAGUUUCUUCAAGGUUCUGAAUCUUUUCAGACUCAUUGCAGUUUGUCCCCAAAAAGGAUGAACAAGUCAGUGAGCCAUCAUCUAGUCAUAUGAAUGGAAAAAACUAAAUGGCAAAGCUACAUGUUUGAAGUUCAACAGGACCUAGGUCAUCAAAAACAUUUUAAAGGUGAUAAAGUUGGUUGUAAUGAUAAUGAUAAUAACAACACAUAACACAUAAUACAAAUAAUGUAUACAAAUUGAUAAACCAGUGGCCCUGGAACGUGAUGGCAACAGAAUUUUUUCUUUACAUCCUUGGGGGCUGCAUACUUUGAACUCACAAAUGCUUGAACUGUACAUGGACUUAAGUUAUUUAACAGUUAUUUGCCAAAAGCAAAGCGAAUAUUGUAAAGUAAUUAAUCCCUGACACUGAACAACACAAUUGUCUUUCCUGCAAGUAGUCAGGUGACUAGAACAAGGAGACAUGGGUAUAAUCAUACAUUAUUUGGAUUACAUAUUAAGCAUUUUCAUGUAUGCAAUUGAGACCAUUCCUAAUUAAUGGGAUUUUCUCAGUGAAAACUGUAAAUUUCAUGCCUAUAGUGUAGUUAAAUUGAAGCUGCACUGUAUUUAUUUUGUUAUUAAUGAUUUCAAUGAGUGCAUUGUACAUUGGGUUUUUGUUUGAACUGAAUGAAAUGUUUAGAUGAAAGCCCUUCCUUGAAGGCUAUCUAGAUGUGGAAGAUUGUCACAGCUAAACGUGAUGUUAAACAAAACUGCAAUAAACACUGGUUAAACUCUGGUA
Molecule: messenger RNA, 1160 nt
Organism: Stylophora pistillata
Lineage: Eukaryota; Metazoa; Cnidaria; Anthozoa; Scleractinia; Pocilloporidae
Product: methionine-R-sulfoxide reductase B1-like
Source: RefSeq, a predicted model, not a curated record